Corylus avellana is the source of this 794-nucleotide messenger RNA. RefSeq lists its product as uncharacterized. NCBI's taxonomy places the organism in Eukaryota, Viridiplantae, Streptophyta, Magnoliopsida, Fagales, Betulaceae. The record is from RefSeq and is a predicted model, not a curated record.
CGGCUGGUUUUGGAUGCCCAACGUUACUAUUUUAGGACGCGAAGAACGAGGAGGAUGAAAAGGAGGAGGGAAGAAGAAGAAGAAGAUAAAGAUAAAGAUGGAAUUACCGCAGGCGUGGAGGAUGAGGCUCUCCUUCAGGAACGCAACCGUAGCGGUGUGCUUCUUGAACGUUGUCGCCGCUCUUCUCUUGAUUCAGGGCUUCAUCUCUUCCGCCUCUUCCCGCAGCAAAAUAUCUGCUUCUCAGUUCAAUUCUGCUCAAUUCAGGUAUAUCAAGGAAUCUGAAGAGAUCCGUCUUGCUAUGCAACCCUUGGAACUGAUUAAAAGAGUGAGGGAAAUUGAGCAAGAAGUAUAUGCAGAACCAGAAACUGUCCAACAAAAAGAUACAAAGCAAACUGCUGCAGUUGAUCUUUCUAAAAGGUUAAAUGAUUUACGAUCCCUUAAUGAUGCUAGCAGCUUGAAAGCGCUCGAGGAAUGGCGGAAAAGGAAGAUGGAACGAGCCAGACAGCGAGAGCUUGGGAAAAAUGGAACAUUCACCUCUCAAGCCUGAUUAAUAACUUUUUUUAAAAAAUGUUUAUUUUGAUCUUCGAUGUAUCAACCCUCAUGAACAGCUUAAUAUCAAGUGGUGUGAACUUUACUCCUAUUCUUGUAUAUAUAUCACACUACUUGAUUUGAUAGCAUAGAAGAGUUUCUGUGUAAAUCUCUUUAUAUCCGGCUCUGUAUGCUGCUUUGAUAACAAAGCUACUCUGGAACUUAAGUUCUACCUUAACUUUUAGUUGUCAACCUGCUUUACUUUA